AUGUCCUCGGACCGGAAACAAUCGUCUGGGCUUGGGGUGCGAUUUACAACAUCCUAUUCUGAUGAAGUAGAUGCUAGUCCAACCAUUGAAUCUUCUAACCAACAUGACGCUACCCCAAGGUCGCGAGCAUUUGCAAAUUUCUUCGAAGAAUUUGAAAGAGAGUCAGACGGAAUGUCCCAGACCUCACAACUUAGUAGAGGUUGGCAACAAGCUAUUCGUGAAUCCUUUGACCAAGAUUGCAGUCAUCGCGUAUCUGACUCCUCUGGAUUUUAUAAUAAUCCGGGUGGUUUGGAUCCUUGCCUUUGUGAUGAUGACGAAGAGUUAUUGUUCAUGGACCGUUAUGGCGGCUUUUCACAGUCAUUUCAUCCUCAGUCUUGCUUCUCAGAUGUACGUCUGAAGUGGUUAUUUACUCUGUUUAACUUACCACUUUCCUUGUUUUUGCGUGAUUUGCUUUUUAAAUGCUUCAGGUUUUCGUUAGUUCUAAAAAUUAAAUUUGACAUAAUAUUAAUCAUAAAUUUUAACUUAAUGGACUGCUUAUUUUGA
Messenger RNA from Rodentolepis nana, 543 nucleotides. NCBI's taxonomy places the organism in Eukaryota, Metazoa, Platyhelminthes, Cestoda, Cyclophyllidea, Hymenolepididae. The record is from the annotation of a GenBank genome assembly.